This is a messenger RNA of Paramuricea clavata, 2073 nucleotides long. NCBI's taxonomy places the organism in Eukaryota, Metazoa, Cnidaria, Anthozoa, Malacalcyonacea, Plexauridae. The record is from the annotation of a GenBank genome assembly.
UGUGUAUAUAUAUUCACAGCGAAUAUAAAGUCACUGAACAGCAAAGGAGCAAGCAGCCACAUUCGCGGGGUAUUCCCGAAGGAAUAAACACACAAUAAACCUGAAAGAUUUUAAUUAGAACUUGUGCCUCUCACAUCAUGUCGACAGCACUGGUUUCAGCGUUUUAUGAAAUGGACGAUGUUCUUUUAAAGGUAUAAAUCCGUUGAGAUUUAUAAUGAAUGAUUUGACUUUGACUUCGCGUGAUUUCUCUUAUAUUCAAAUAUAAUGUUGUGAUCGUUGCUUUUGUUUUGAAAUCAUGAUUUACGAUUGUUCGAACAAUGCUAGUAGCACCGCGAGUAUUAUUAAUAUACUAACGUAUGUUUUCAUUCACGGUUUUAGAACAAGUUGAUGUCGCUUGAAUUAAAAACACGAGGGGAUAGAAGGAUAGUUGGUUCUCUACCGAGAAGACAUUCGACAAACGGUGUUCGACAAACCCCAACGAACUUAAUAACACUAAGCGAUCCUAUGUUAGUUAGCAGACCGACGAGAGAUCGUGCUUUUAGCGCAAUUUCAUCAGCCGAGGAAGAAAGACGAAGAAAUAACAUCGCGAAUUCGAGUCGAUAUAAAACCGAGCUAUGCAGGCCUUUUGAGGAAAACGGAACAUGUAAAUACGGAGACAAAUGCCAGUUUGCUCACGGCCUUCAUGAACUGAGACAGCUAACACGGCAUCCGAAAUACAAAACAGAAUUAUGUAGAACUUUUCAUACGAUCGGGUUUUGUCCGUACGGACCACGGUGUCAUUUUAUUCACAACGCUGAAGAAAAACGCGUACCAUUGGAAAGGAGUCAAAGUUUAACAGCCCCUUUGUCUCCCAUCUCAACUGGCAGUCCUCCUUCGCCUGUAUUCGAGUCGCCAUUAUCGCUUUCUCCUUCGACGCCAUUCUUGGAUGAUAGUCCUUUGGGAAGCCCACUGCCCUUGCAAGUCACUGGUUCGCCACCGGCAAACAAUGUGAGUAAUAAUAUUUUCACUUUUCCUUCACACGAGUUCGUUACUUCGAACCCUAUUCAAAUUCGUUCGCCCGGCUACAAUGGUGGUGCAAAGCAAAUGAAAUACCGAUCUGAUGUCUUCCCCGAUUCAAGUUCAAGCGAUGAGUUGUCCUCUGGGUCGCCCGGUUCUGAUGGAUCUGAUCAAGGCUUGAAUAGUCCACGACGUUUACCCGUCUUCAAUAACAUGACUCACUAAACGUCUAAAGAGCGAAGCGGGCUUAACCAAAACUUUAUAAUAAACCCACAACGACGAAGAACGCAGAUUAAAAAGCAAUUGCUCCUUGCUUUCAUACAUAUUACUGUAAAUUGACUAAAGUAUUAGGCUUAUUCUAAUUUAUCGUUGAAAUUAUUUGCCGUAUAUAUUAUAGGCUAGAGAAGAUUUAGUCGUUUUAAUAUUCAUGACAUACAUGUUUAGUUUAUUGUUGUAUUUUAUUGUAAUCAAGCCAGUCAGACGUAGUCGGCUCCGCGAUGAUUCAUAUUAUCCCUAAUUUAAUAUCUCAUUGUCAGAAAGAUUUAUACAUAUAUUCGUUUUAUAGGUUAUUUAUCAGAAUCAGAGCAAUGUUCUGGAGCCUGUCGGAGGAUAUUAUGGUGUAAGACACCACUUUUAUUUCUAAGCUGCGCGUUUUCUAUUAGAAAAAUAUUCUAACAUUUUGUAAUUGUAUAGUAUUAAUAUAAGCUGUGAAUAUGCCUCGCAAACACAUCCAUAUAAAAAGCACACGAGUAAAAAUAAUUAUUAUAUAUGAACUGCACAGAAAAUUUCCGUAAAGCCUAACGCAUUACCAAUGACCAAUAUUUAUAUAUUAUUUAUUAAAUGGCGAUAGUUAUAGCACUAUUUUUGUUAUUAAGCUAAUUCAGAUGUCUUCUAGAACUAGAAUAAAUAAUUUUAAUAUAUUAUAUUAUUAUAUAUAUUUGUAUAUUAUUAAGAAUAAACUGUUCCGUUAAUAUUAUUGAGAUACAAAGACAUUGUGGGAACGAACUAUAUUAUGUGAUGAUUUAAAGUAUUUCUGAGUUUUGUAAGAAUGCGAGGGUGAAUGUGAAUGAAAAAAAU